Molecule: messenger RNA, 4773 nt
Organism: Grus americana (Whooping crane)
Lineage: Eukaryota; Metazoa; Chordata; Aves; Gruiformes; Gruidae
Gene: CASS4
Product: Cas scaffold protein family member 4
Exons: 6
Coding region: 1056-3500 (814 amino acids)
Biological process (GO): cell migration; cell surface receptor protein tyrosine kinase signaling pathway
Cellular component (GO): cytoplasm; plasma membrane
Molecular function (GO): protein binding
Source: RefSeq, a predicted model, not a curated record
AUGAGCUGCUUUGUGCCAGGAAUUCUCUCUCACGCGGACACCUGCAUUAGCUGCUUGUCUGCCCCUAGUCCCAGCCCAGAGGUGUAGAUUUUGUUGAGAAAACAUUUUCAAUUCACUUUCUAUCCGAGAUGCAUGGCUUUUCUAGUUACAUGACUGUGGGUUUGGGAGUGAGCGGCUAAUUUCAUCUUGAAGCUACUGUGGAAAGAGGAAGGAAAAGGCUUUUGCCAGAGAAAAGGCAGCGCGUGCAAAGGCAAAACCAGUAAAAAUUUGCAGACCCCAAGAUGUUCGCAAGUACAAAGCUGUAAAACCUCUGCAUUUGCAUAAGCAUAAUCUAGGUAGAGCUAUUGCUCAGCAAAUAGCAACUAUGAGUAAUUUUAAAUAACACGAUUAUUUAAUAACAUUAAAGAUUUUUUAUUUUAAUAAUCAAGGAAACAAAGCCUUUCAGCUGCAGUUAAUGUUUAGCUUUCCUCCCCAGGUUUUCUGACUCUGAGGAGUGAGAUUAUUUUGCAGGGAUUUCUGGAACUACAAAGGAGAUCUGCUCAGUUUUCUGGAGACCUGCAUAUGAGUAUUUCAAAGAACAUCAAACCACUUUUAAGUACCUAAAAAAAAAAAAAAAAUCAGGAGUAAAAAAUGAUGCUGUAAAAGGUGCAAAAAUGCUUCAAAAUCCAGUCCUCCCUUUGUGGUCCAUCCCCACUGCCCUGUGUUUUCCUGCCAUGAGGCAGUUGCGAAGCAGAGAAGACAUUUCCCGGGGGUCUCUGCAGGGGGGACAUCUGUGUGCCCAGCCGCAGCAGCUGCAGGCCAGUUGCACCCUGGAGAUCAUUUUCCUACGUAAUUAGCUCCCUUCGCUCCCGAGAGCUGCUUCUCCUCUGGGGCUCCCAGUGAAGGCGGCAGGAGGGGAAGGAGGUUGGGCAUUUGCUCCGCAGGCUUCCAGCCAGAGCCGCCAGUGCUCCUGCCCAGCCCCAACCUGGAGAGAAAGGGCUGGGGGAGAUCACAUCCUCAUCCUGCUCCUCCUCCUCCUCGGGUGAUGGAGUAAGAGGGAAACGGGAGACAACAAAAUGAAGGUCAGUAACACCUUGGCGAAGGCGCUAUACGACAACAAAGCGGAGUGCUCAGAUGAGCUGGCCUUCCGCAAAGGAGACAUCCUGACGGUUCUGGACCAAAACGUCAUUGGCAGCGAGGGCUGGUGGAAAUGCUCCCUCCACGGCAGGCAGGGCUUGGCCCCCGCUAACCGCCUCCAGCUCCUCGCCGCCUCCCAGGCUGUCCUGCCGCCUCCUUCCACCCCGAGCGACUCCGCAGAGCCGCCAGCGGGCCAACAGAACAUCUACCAGGUUCCCUCCGUCCCCAAGCCGACCGUGCUGUCGUCUACCUACGAGAAGAUGGAGGGGUGGGUUAAAUCCCCAGCGAAGGUCCCUGCCCUGCCCGCCCAAGCAAUAUAUCAGGUACCUGCCUUGGCUGCACAGCUGCUCAGCGAAAGGACCCGAAGCUCAACGAACCAGCACCUGCUUACUCUCCCGAGAGCAUGCCGGGCUUCGGUCCCAAAUAUCAGGAGUGAAGUGUAUGACGUUCCAUCCACACAGCGCCGGGAGGCCCUACUCACGCAGAGCAGUGCCACUCCGCCCACCGCACGAAAGGGCUCUGUGCCGCUCAGAUCCACCGAGGGUUUCCAGGACAAGCAGAAGCAGCUUUACAAGAUCCCAUCCAGCCCAGAAAAGGCAGGAGCUGUUCUCCAGACAGACUCACCGGCGGGCCAGCUAUAUGAUGUCCCUCCCAAAAGAGAAACUGAUGGUUCAAAAAAUGAAUCUCAGAAAAAGUUCUGGGGCCAUUACAAUACCUUGCCAAAUCCUCGAAAGUCAGAAUGGAUUUAUGAUAUUCCAGUAUCACCUGAAAAACCACGGUUAAAACAAAAGCCUUCUGGCCAUUCCUUGGAGAACCAGGUGCUGUACGAUAUACCACCAGCCAGGUACAAGGCGCUAACAGCAAACACUGAAGCCAAAGUUGUAAAUCCACAAUUAUACGAUAUUCCACCAACACAACGGAAAUUAACGUUUCCAGAUAUCCACCUCUACGAUGUUCCAUCUUCACGGGACGUGCUCCUUUUGCCACAAAACGGUAGCUGUGAUGUACCCCCAGGUCUCCUGGCUCCAAAGGCUGAGAAUCAGAUUUCUGAAGGGAACGUUUAUGAUAUUCCAAAAGGUUUGCCAACUGCUUCGCAGGCCAAGAAACAGAUGGAAAAAACCAGCGAUAGUUCUGGAGACCAAGCAUGCAGUGCUCCUCCACAGCUCUCAAGAGAUGCCAAAUUAGAACAAGACAGGUUUUCUGUUUCUAGUGUGGAGAGCAGAAGCAGCACGCUCUCUACGUCCUCAAACUCUUCUGCCGAGUCUUCUUCUACAUUAUCGUCAGAACAGCCUGCCAAAGCAAUCAGACUGGACCUUGAUGUAGCCAUAGAGACCCUGACCAGACUGCAGCACAGCGUAUCCAGCUCAGUUGCGAGUUUAAUGAUCUUUGUGAGUAGUAAGUGGAGAUUACAAGAGCACCUAGAGAAAAGCAUUGAAGAAAUCCAUAGAGCUGUCGAUCACAUAAAAGUGUCACUGGGGGAAUUUUUGGCCUUUGCUCAAGUCAUAAAGGUAAAUGCCUCUUGCCUCACUGAUAACAACCUUCAGACCAGAAUUAAAAAACAGCUAGAAAUCCUUAUGAACUCAUUCAAAAUCUUAACAGAAACAAGAGAAGCUCUAAACAACUGCAACUGGUCACUAGAGGCUUUGGUCCUCAGGAAACCUCAGAACAACCCAGAUGAUCUUGAUCGCUUUGUUAUGGUAGCCCGCACAAUUCCAGAUGAUAUCAAGCGGUUUGCAUCCAUCGUCAUUGCCAAUGGAAAGCUUCUCUUCAGAAAGCAUGAGAAGGAACAAGAAAUGAAGCAAUCAAAAGUGAACCCAGAAUACAAAAUGGCAAAACAAAUCACUGUGCCGAGAAGAAUAGAAAUAGAUUCACUUCAAAGAAAUACGCCUGACAAAUCCAACCAAAGUCAGGUCUCUUCUGAGAACCCAAAAGAGCAUGCCACUGAGGACUGUGACUACGUUCAGUUACAGGUUUUGCCAUCUGCACGAAAGACUGCAAUUCAAAGCAAGCAGGACUCCGUAAAGAAGAUCGCUCUCCCAGAACACUGUAAGCUGUGUUUCAGUGCACUUCACAAGGCUAUCGGUGUAUUUACUAAUAGUCUGAGCAACAACCAGCCACCUGAAGUCUUCAUAUCCCACAGCAAAUUGAUCAUUAUGGUGGGACAAAAGCUAGUGGAUUCUCUCUGCCAGGAAACUCAAGAAAGAGAUGCUCGGAACGACAUUCUCCACAGCAGCAGCCGGUUUUGCAGCCUCUUGAAGAAUCUCGCUGUCGCCACCAAAAAUGCUGCAAUACAAUAUCCAAACACAGGUGCCAUGAGGGAACUUCAGGAUCAAACCGAGGAGCUGUCGAAGUACACACAGCAGUUUAGAGCAAUGAUGGAAUGACAGGCACUGCGCUGUUUUCUACAGAUUCUCCAUCGUUACGAUUCUCUCUUUGCUCCUUUGGCAUGUGGCAGCCAAGCGGGGCAAAUGCAGCUCAGAGACAUUGACUUUGUCCGCCCUACGAACUCCUGGCGGGCAGUUCCCUGGGUACUGGUGCAGAGGAGGAUCCACACAACAGCAGAUGCAGAAGAGGAGUUGUAGAAUUAAAUCUAUACAUCCUUCUCUCUUGUUCAGAUCCUGCCCGGAAAUGUCGUCAUCUUAGUGGCUGGGCAGGAGUGUUUGCUGUGUAUUAGAGCGAAGUUAUUUUAUUAUCUGGCUGAUGUCUUAUUUUUUUAUUUUUUAUAUAGGUCAGAUAAAUAUUUUUUCCUUUUUUGUCUGUUUGGGUAUGUAAAGUCUCUCUUUAAAUUUUGCUGCACAACUUUCUGUAAGUUAUGAUAUCCCACCAUCAAACUUUACUCAAAAUUUGUAAUUACAAUUUUAUUUGUUUUUAACAGCUGCGAAGCUAACUGUUGUUCUUCAUGUACAAUGCGAUGAACGUGUCACAGGACACACUCUGGCACGUACUGCGCAUAGCCCAGACAUUAACGGGAAAUGGUCCAGCUGGUACUUGAGCACAGAGGAAAACUCACUUGCAGGAGUCCUGGCUCCCGGUAAAUCUCUGGGGAGCGCACCUCAGCCGUGCUCCGUCACAGCCGGAGCACGGUUCAGAGCAUUGCUCCAACCGAAACAGAACUGAGUCCCUAAACGUGCAGAGGCUUUGGACAAGCUCUGCCUGCAAACUGGCAAUGUGACAUCAUUUCUUGCCAGGUACCUGGCGCUGUCCAGGACGUCUCGCAGCAUCCCUCACUGCACUGGGCUGCGAGCUCAUCACCUUACCCCGACACUGGGUCUGAAAUACAGCAACGGUAAAGGCCCCAUUUGUAUGCCUGUGUUAUGUGUGGUCUUCCUAAUUAAUUUAUUUUAAAGGUCUUAUCUGAAGUUUCAAAGUCUGGCCUCUCUGGGCAACAUCGUACCUGUGUCUUUGCCCUGAACACGGACAAUGAGUUUUGUGAGUGGUUGCAGCUAACUGGCACCGCGCUGGCACACGCGGCCCGGUCGGCUGUGAGGAACCAGCUCCCUCACCUCGCGCUGUCUUCUUUCCUUCCCCUCGGCAGUCACCGCGUUCUAUCCCGUCAUUUAAACGUUGACAUUUGUCAAUACCGUUGUUUGCACAGUUAAUGCAGUAACUGCGUUCACGUUGGCUUUGUACUUUUUGUAUUAAACUCACUCCUGGACU